Penicillium nucicola is the source of this 1494-nucleotide messenger RNA. RefSeq names its product Serine/threonine-protein kinase bur1. Gene Ontology annotation, biological process: protein phosphorylation. Gene Ontology annotation, cellular component: nucleus. NCBI's taxonomy places the organism in Eukaryota, Fungi, Ascomycota, Eurotiomycetes, Eurotiales, Aspergillaceae. The record is from RefSeq and is a predicted model, not a curated record. The transcript has 8 exons. Gene Ontology annotation, molecular function: ATP binding; cyclin-dependent protein serine/threonine kinase activity. The coding region runs from base 1 to 1494 and encodes 497 amino acids.
AUGGCGAUCACAUCCCUCGAGAAAAGCGACGACGGCCAAGCUCGGUUUCCCGGCUGUUCCAACAUCCGUGACUAUGAAUUUGUCGGGAAGCUUGGAGAAGGAACCUUUGGUGAGGUCUAUCGUGCAAGAUCAAAGAAAGACACUACGGUUGUGGCUCUCAAAAAGAUCUUAAUGCACCACGAAAAAGAAGGCUUCCCUAUCACUGCUAUCCGAGAGAUCAAACUUCUCAAAGCGCUCUCGCACCCGAAUAUCUUACAACUUAAAGAGAUGGCAAUUGAACGAGGCAAGGGUGAUGGGCGAAAGAAGCCCAGUAUGUACAUGGUCUUCCCAUACAUGGAGCAUGAUCUUUCAGGACUGCUAGAAAACCCGGCUGUCCAGUUCACCGAGCCCCAGAUCAAAUGCUAUUUGAUGCAACUUCUUGGGGGUCUUAAAUAUUUACAUGCAAGCCGUAUUUUGCAUCGUGAUAUGAAAGCGGCAAACUUGCUGAUCAGCAAUGGUGGCCUUCUGCAAAUUGCUGAUUUUGGACUUGCUCGACCCUAUGAUGAGCCCCCUCCGCAACCCGGCAAAGGAGGAGGAGAGGCAAAGAGGGAAUACACGGCUCUUGUUGUCACAAGAUGGUACCGGCCACCUGAGCUUUUAUUACAACUGAAACGCUAUACUACUGCUAUUGAUUUGUGGGGAGUUGGCUGUGUGUUUGGCGAGAUGUUCAAAGGGAAGCCUAUACUUAUGGGCAACAGUGACCUUAACCAAGCGCAGCUAAUUUUCAGUCUUGUGGGAACUCCCACCGAGGAGAACAUGCCUGGAUGGAGUUUGCUACCGGGUUGCGAGGGCGUGAAGAACUUUGGAUUCAAGCGCGGGAACCUUGCCGACUACUUUAAGGACAUCCUUACUUUACCACUCCUCCGCUUCCAGCACGACCCGGAGAUAUCCCUCAAUUCUCAGAUUCGCAUGAACUUGAUCGGAAGAAGUUUCGCAGUCAGCGAGCACCAGUACCUCCUGUUCCUGCCGUCAAUUCAAGCGAUACCCAGUCAAACAGUGGCUGGGGAAGCUCUGGCUCUCGCGGACCAGAUUCCAGAAAUAGUCGCAUUCCUGGUGGUUUACGAGGCAGGCCAAAUGGACCGGGUCAAGGAAACGCCCAUCGCCGCGGGCCUUUCCCUCCUUCGCAAAGAGACACCGGGUUACCUCCGCGUCCCCCAAUAUCCGCUCACCCGCCAUGGGAUGGGACCCAAACCAACAGACCUGACGGAAGAGAAGAUCAGCGGCGAGAUCGAUAUGGCCAGGGCCGUUCAGGAACCAGACCGGGCAACACUGAUUCCUAUGUUCCUAAAUAUGGCAACGCUCCUGAUCGUCCACAGGACUCUAGCGCCAAUCCUGACUGGCGUUCAAACAAUCGACACGAUCACCGUCGGGAGCCAAGAAGGAGAAGUCGUAGUCCCGGUUACAGGGAUGGGAGUCGCGGCUGAUCAUCCUACUGGUCCUAUCUAUGUAUUCUAA